Panicum virgatum (switchgrass) is the source of this 1422-nucleotide messenger RNA. RefSeq names its product probable E3 ubiquitin-protein ligase BAH1-like 1. NCBI's taxonomy places the organism in Eukaryota, Viridiplantae, Streptophyta, Magnoliopsida, Poales, Poaceae. Bases 1 to 1029 code for a protein of 342 amino acids. The record is from RefSeq and is a predicted model, not a curated record. The transcript has 6 exons.
AUGAAGUUUGGUGCAAUAUAUGAAGAGUACCUCCGCUUGGAGCAGGACAAGUACCUAGGACAAUGCUCCCGUGUAGAAUACAAACGCCUCAAGAAGGUACUGAAGAAAUGUCGAGUUGGUCGCUCAUUGCAAGCAGAUGGAGCAAAUGGUGAUGAGAAGCACCAGGGGAGCGAUGAAUAUUCAGGCAUUUGCGAAUGCAACUCAUGCACAUUGUGUGAUGAGAUGUUCUUUACAGAACUCAACAAGGAGGCAUCGGAAAUAGCAGGCUGUUUCAAAUCUAGAGUACAACGUCUCCUCCAACUUCAUGUUCCUUCAGGAAUACAACGCUAUAUAUGGCGUUUUAGACAGUGUUUCAUAGAUGAUCAACAAAUAAUGGUUCAAGAAGGAAGAAUGCUUCUCAACUAUGUGACCAUGAAUGCUAUUGCUAUUCGCAAAAUUCUCAAGAAAUAUGACAAGAUACAUGGUUCUGUAAGUGGCAGAGAUUUCAAGAGCAAGAUGCAAACUGAGCACAUCGAACUGUUGCAAUCACCUUGGCUAAUAGAGCUUGGUGCUUUCCAUCUCAACUGUGACGAUUCAGAUACUGAUGAACUUGGAGCUGGAGGGUUCUUCAAGAAUGGAUUCUUUAAGAAUUUUUCCUGCAACCUGACUGGAGCACAGCCAUUGCUAACAAUGACCAUAUCUGAAACUCUGAAGUAUGAGUACAGCCUAACUUGUCCAAUUUGCUUGGACACUUUGUUCAACCCUUAUGCACUUAGCUGUGGGCAUUUGUUCUGCAAAGCCUGUGCAUGUGGUGCUGCUUCUGUCUACAUUUUCCAGGGUGUCAAGUCUGCACCACUAGAUGCCAAGUGCCCUGUAUGCCGAGUGGUUGGUGUGUUUGGCCGUGCAGUGCAUAUGACUGAACUGGAAUUGCUUCUCAAAAGAAGGGACAAAGAUUACUGGAGGCAGAGACUGCGCGAAGAGCGAAUUGCAAUGGUGAAGCAAUCCAAAGAAUACUGGGACUCGCAGGCCAUGCUAUCAAUGGGGAUAUGAAGUCAAUAUUCUUACCCAUUCAACUGCUGUAACACUAAUGUCUGUCAAUAAUCAGUAAUCACCAAGAUGGUCAUCAAAGCUCAAGCAUGGUUGCUAGCAAGCAUCAGCCAAGGAAGUUAACUGCGCUAAUAUAACAGAUAUUUGGCAUAGCUGGGCCCUGAUCCAUUCCAUUCUGUUGUUCUCCAGCUGGUUCUUCAGAUUUGGAAAAACCGACCAGAUUUAACCAAUUCCUUUUUUCCUCCCUACUAGUUUAGGAUGAUGUAAGAUGUCGCAUUUACUGAUGGUGUACCCUAUUGUAUUUACCUAGUUAUUGAUUCUUGGUGUGUUAUUUACCUGUAAAAUUAAAGGCGAAUGCUGGAAUGUGAUGCAUUUAGACAUGUAGAACUAACUCCA